Messenger RNA from Polyodon spathula (Mississippi paddlefish), 921 nucleotides. RefSeq names its product alkB homolog 6 (gene alkbh6). The record is from RefSeq and is a predicted model, not a curated record. Bases 120 to 836 code for a protein of 238 amino acids. The transcript is spliced from 7 exons. Lineage: Eukaryota; Metazoa; Chordata; Actinopteri; Acipenseriformes; Polyodontidae.
GUGAAUUCUGCUGAAUGAAACGUAGCCACGCACACGUUUAUUGAGAGGCGUCCAUAUUACUGUAAACAACAAAACGAUCGUGUGUAUGUCAACUUCACUGCAGACAUCAAUAAAGCGCAAUGGAAGAGGAACACUGUGCCAGACUGAAAGAGCUGGAGCCGUUUCUGGUGACCCAGGCCCCACACACUGUUUAUUACAUCCCUGAGUUCAUCACAGAGGCAGAGGAACAGUACCUCUUGCAACAGGUCUAUAAUGCCCCCAAACCAAAGUGGACACAGCUGUCUGGCAGACGACUGCAGAACUGGGGUGGCCUGCCCCACCCCAAGGGAAUGCUCUCAGAGAAGCUCCCCGAUUGGCUGGAGAAGUACGCCGUGAAGAUUUCCUCUCUGGGGGCAUUCGCUGGGAAGACCGCCAAUCACGUCCUGGUGAACGAAUACAGACCCGGGGAAGGAAUAAUGCCUCAUGAGGACGGGCCCCUGUAUUUCCCCACAGUGACCACCAUCAGUCUGGGAUCGCACACCCUGCUUGAUUUCUACCGGCCUUUCAGCAAGGAGAAGGAGCAGGAAGGAGCUUCGCAGACCGAAGAGAGCCGCUUCCUCCUGUCCUUGCUGCUGGAGCCGCGCAGCCUCCUGGUCCUGCGCGAUGACAUGUACGUGCGUUACCUGCACGGGAUCAGAGGCGUGACCGAGGAAACCGUGUCGGAACGCGUGGCCAACCUGCCCGCCACCAGCGCCAGCCCAGGACAGCAGCUGACCCGGGCCACCCGCGUCUCCCUGACCAUUCGACACGUGCCCAGGACGCUCAAGAGCGCCCUCCUGCUGGGGAGAAAGAAAUGAACAGCAUCGCCCAGCCAAAACAAAUUGUAUGUCUGAACAAUUUCACUAAAAUAAAAGAAUUUCAAAAAUCCACCCCAUGUUUCAU